Messenger RNA from Phaedon cochleariae (mustard beetle), 1473 nucleotides. NCBI's taxonomy places the organism in Eukaryota, Metazoa, Arthropoda, Insecta, Coleoptera, Chrysomelidae. The record is from the annotation of a GenBank genome assembly.
GAGAGGUAGGAGGUAGCAGUUUUUGUUGUGUUGAAUUCUUGAAAAUUGGAUUAUUUUGUGUUUGAACUUUGAAGAAUAUCUCAAAAAUACUAUUUACAGCAGGUUAAUCCUGUAUGUGAUUAGUGUUAUUUUGUAGGAAUCAGACGAUAUGGUCGAUAACGAAAGAUUAAGGCAAUGGCUUUGUAAUUAUCAGAAUCCUGAUGGAGCUUUUAGAGAUGUACUGAGUGUAGUGAAACAAUACAGGGGUCUACAUCCUGAACAAGACAUAUACACUUUCAAUGAUGGAACAAGAAUGGAAUUGGUUAAUUUGUGUGGUACUAUACCUGUUAAAUACAAAGGAUCUGUUUACAAUAUCCCAAUUUGUAUAUGGUUAAUAGACACACAUCCAAAAAAUGCACCCAUUUGCUAUGUUAAACCUACUUCUGAUAUGGCUAUUAAAGUGUCAAUGUUUGUUGAUCAGAAUGGAAAAAUCUAUCUGCCUUACCUACAUGAUUGGAUUCCAAAUUCUUCAGAUUUACUAGGUCUCAUCCAAGUGCUCAUUGUGACAUUUGGUGAGCAACCUCCAGUAUUUGCCAGAGCAAAAGAGGGUAGUGAUAUGCCAUAUCCAUCAAACUCUUUCAUGCCGCAACCUUCCGCCGGUUACAUGCCCCCCACGUACCCCCCCAACACCUAUCCCCCCUCUGCCAGCGGCUUCGGCGGCUAUCCCCCCUACCCGCCGAAGACCGCCAACGCCUACCCCGUUUAUCCCCCUUACCCGGCGCCCUACACCCCCUAUCCCGCGGGGGGUGGUUUCCCGGGGGCCACCGGGACCAUCAAGGACGAGCACAUCAGAGAGUCCCUCCUGAGCGCCAUCGAGGACAAGCUGUUGAGAAGGAUGAAGGAGCAGUUCCAGCAGGGCCAAGCCGAGUGCGAGACGCUGAAGAGGACGCAGGACGAGCUGAAGCAGGGCAAGACGAAGCUGGAUGGUAUAUUGAGUCGGAUGGAGAAGGAGAAGAAUGAUUUGGACAAGAACAUAACGUUAUUGCAAGAUAAGGAACAAGAGUUAGACAAAGCCAUAGAAAGGAUAAGCAAUCAGGAGUCCAUAGAUGUUGAUGAUGCUGUUAUAACAACUGCUCCUUUGUACAAACAGUUGUUGAAUGCCUUUGCUGAAGAAGCUGCCUUAGAAGAUGCAAUCUAUUACAUGGGGGAAGCACUCAGAUGUGGUGUGAUAGAUCUCGAUGUCUUCUUGAGACAAGUUAGAACAUUGUCACGCAAACAGUUCAUGCUUCGCGCCUUGAUGCAGAAGUGUCGUCAAAAAGCUGGACUCUCGGUUUGAAUAGAUUUGAAAUAUUGGUUAAAUGGUUAGGCAUAUUAUUUUGAUGUUAUAUAUUUCUUAUUUUAGUCAAAAUCAAUUAUAUUGUUAGGUAGGUUUAACAAACAGUUUUAUCGUUCACAUAUAUUCUUUAUUAUAUUAAUAUACAGCUCAUCUUCUGA